ACACCAUUGACCGAAAGUAUAACCAUACAUCGGCACAGUCAAUAAUGACUUAUUGAGAAAAUAUUGACCAUUGUUUUCAACUUGUUAUACAUUUUUUUCUUCUACUUCUAAGCUAAUUAAGUUCAUCGACAAUGGCGUCUGUCAACAAUGGCAAUCAGAGCACAUCAGCUAAUGUUGAUUCGAAAACACCGCUCACAAACAUAACCAACACUUCGGCGAACAGCAGCUCGCAGGCUGGAACAGGGCAGCAGCUAAUUGAGUUUUUACCCGCUUUAGAAGACUACACUCCAACUAUUCCUGACUCGGUCACUGGUGCAUUUCUCAACUCUGCUGGAUUCGCUUCUAGUGAUCCAAGAGUCGUGCGUCUAAUUUCCCUGGCAGCGCAGAAAUUCAUAUCCGAUGUGUCCAACGACGCCCUUCAGCACUGCAAAGUCCGAACUUCGAACCAGUCAUCAAAGUCCAAAACAAAAGACAGGACUUACACUUUAACUAUGGAUGAUUUGACGCCAGCCCUCGCAGAACACGGCAUCAACAUAAGGAAGCCUCCUUAUUUCGUCUAAUUUACAAACUUUUUGAUCUCGUCUACAAAUCGAUACUUUACAAAUUAUCACUUACAAAAUAUUUGGAUUUAUUGUAUUAUAAAACAUUUGAUUUACUAAUAAAAUAAUCAAAUUAUAAUUUAAAAUA
Messenger RNA from Cimex lectularius (bed bug), 687 nucleotides. RefSeq names its product transcription initiation factor TFIID subunit 10-like. Gene Ontology annotation, cellular component: SAGA complex; nucleus; transcription factor TFIID complex. Gene Ontology annotation, biological process: transcription initiation at RNA polymerase II promoter. The transcript is spliced from 4 exons. Lineage: Eukaryota; Metazoa; Arthropoda; Insecta; Hemiptera; Cimicidae. The record is from RefSeq and is a predicted model, not a curated record. Gene Ontology annotation, molecular function: promoter-specific chromatin binding; RNA polymerase II general transcription initiation factor activity. The coding region runs from base 132 to 560 and encodes 142 amino acids.